Molecule: messenger RNA, 1513 nt
Organism: Vanrija pseudolonga
Lineage: Eukaryota; Fungi; Basidiomycota; Tremellomycetes; Trichosporonales; Trichosporonaceae
Exons: 5
Coding region: 181-657 (158 amino acids)
Source: RefSeq, a predicted model, not a curated record
CGGUGGAGAGCGAUUUAGGCCACACCACCAUUUGUUGUUGUUGCCGAGCGAGCCGGCGCCGCGCCGCACCGCCCGCACCGCCCUGCAUCCCGCCCAUGUGCGUGCGUUAUAUCACGCCGCCGCCGGUGCAUUCAACAUCGAUAAUCCCUCAUCCCUCACUCACUCACUCCCACGGCAGACAUGGUACAGCUCGACCUAGCCCGCAUCGAGGGCUUCCACGCCAUCUCGUUCCACCCCAACACGGUCCCCAAAGUCCCCCCGCUCAAGACGGUCAGCGACGCGCAGAUCUAUCUGUCUAUGCCGGCUGCGCGCGAGGAUCGGAGAUACGCCUACGCCAUCAUCGCAGCCUUCGUCGAGCCCAAAGUAGGCCUCGCGGCCAUAGGGCGGAAGGGCACCAAAGCCGAAGUCGGGCGGCAGCUCGAGUCUCUAGAAGUACAAUUCCCCCACUUUGCGCCCCAGUUCACCAGCGUGCGCAAGUUCUUCAAGCUGCCCCCGACGAGCGUCAUCUUCCCGCCUCCGCCGAUCGAGCGCGCGACGUCGAGCGGCACGGCUGCCGGCGUGAUCAGGGAGGAGGGGCACGAUGCCGGGCUGCCCGCCUACGCUGCUAUUGAUCCCGAGGGACGGCCGCCGAGCUUCUGCAGCACGCGCGAGUACUAGGUUUCUAUAAUGUGUAUUGUUUGUUUUGUAUUAGUUGUGCCGGUGGAUGUCGGGCCAGCGGUGAACGCGCCAUGGCGAUUCCUGCGCGUGUGGGAUGCCAAUGCAACCCGCGCGGCGGCCCCGCCGCGCCGAGACGCUGGGAGUGCGGCCUAUCUACACGAGGAGGUCAGCUCAAGGCAUGCCUCCCUAGGCUGCCGCUCUCUGUGUGUCGGCAACCACGAUGCGCGACCGGCUUGGGCAACAAGUCAGAAUCUCAAUCCCCUCACGUCGGCGUCGUCCGAGGCCAUUGUCCCCGCCGCCACUGAUCAUCAGCCCGCACAGACAGGCGCACAGACGCGUAAACCUUCCUUGUAGAUGUAUUGCAUAGGUAGGCUGCUGCACUGCACGCCUGUAUCACGCGCCGAGCGCCGUGGCAUGACACGCUGUGUCGCCUGCUCGCCUCAACCCCCUCGCCUCUCGCCCCUAUCGCUUCCCCGCGAUACCCCCGGGACCAUGCUCGCGCGCAUAGCAGUUCUUGCACCACGGCUGGCCGUCCCGGUCCGACACCUUGCUCGGGUCGAUGGUCGACCGGCAGCUCGUGCAGCGCAGGCAUCCGCGGUGCCAUUUCUUCCCGAUCGCCUGUACCUGCUCAGCAGCGUACACGCGCUUCUCGCACGCGGGACAGCGGUCCUCGAACCCCGGCCGCUCGCCGACCUUGCUCCGUGGCGAGUCGGUGCGCCCCGAGGCGCUGACGCCAGACGGGAUGGGGCGGACGGAGCGGAAGUUGACGCGCGUGAUCUGCUCUGGCGUGCUCGGGCGCGCUGGCAGCGCGGGGGGCGCGGGCGCCACUGGUGCCGACGACGACGACGACGACGAC